GGCCGGGCCGGAGCGCUUUGGCGGUUGCACCGGGGCAAGAUGGCGGAUCGGGAGGAGGCGCUGAGGGAGUUCGUGGCCGUGACCGGGGCCGAGGAGGAGCGAGCGCGCUUCUUCCUGGAGUCGGCGGGCGGGGAUCUGCAGAUUGCCCUGGCCAGUUUCUAUGAAGAUGGAGGUGACGAAGACAUCAUCACACUCCCACAGCCAGCUCCCAGCUCUGUUACCCGAGGCACUGCACCCAGUGACCACAGGGUGACGUCAUUCCGAGACCUUGUCCAUGCUCAGGAGGAGGAGGAGGAGGAGGAGGAAGGACAAAGAUUUUACGCUGGGGGCUCUGAGCGAAGCGGGCAGCAGAUUGUUGGUCCUCCGAGGAAGAAGAGCCCCAAUGAGCUGGUUGAGGACUUGUUCCGAGGGGCCAAAGAGCAUGGAGCUGUGGCUGUUGACAGAGCAGCCAAGAGCCCUGGGGAAGGCAGCAGGCCAAAGGCCUCACAGUUCCUUUCUCUCUCGCAGCCCUUUGCAGGUGGAGGGUACCGCCUGGGAGCUGCUCCCGAGGAGGAGUCUGCUUAUGUUGCACCAGAGAUGAGGCAGAACGCUGCCCAGGAUGUGCACGUGGUCCUGAAGCUGUGGAAGAGUGGGUUCAGCCUGGACAGCGGAGAGCUAAGGAGCUACCAAGACCCAUCCAACUCCCAGUUCCUGGAAUCCAUCCGCAGAGGGGAGGUUCCUGUGGAGCUUCGCCGGUUGGCCCGUGGCGGGCAGGUGAACUUGGACUUGGAGGACCAUCGCGACGAGGAUUUCUCAAAACCCAGAGGUGCCUUCAGGGCUUUCACCGGGGAAGGACAGAAACUGGGAAGCACUGCCCCCCAGGUGAUGGGCGCAGGCUCCCCAUCGCAGCAAGCCGAAAACGAAGCCAAAGCCAGCUCCUCCAUCACCAUCGACGAGUCAGAGCCCACCACCAGCAUCCAGAUCCGGCUGGCGGACGGGGGCCGGCUGGUCCAGAAAUUCAACCACAGUCACAGGAUCCGCGAUGUCCGACUCUUCAUAGCGGACGCCAGGCCUGCUAUGGCCGCCACGAGCUUUGUCCUCAUGACCACUUUCCCCAACAAAGAGCUGACAGAUGAGGACCAGACCCUGAAGGAAGCCAACCUACUGAACGCUGUCAUCGUCCAGAGGUUAAUAUAAGGGAACCUGCCCGGUGGCUGCCUGCCCACGCCCUAUAGCCUCCUACGGGGCGGCUCUCCGGGCGCGAAGGGCAGUCUCACGGCCGCCUCGUAGUGCUGGGUUCGAAGCUCUUGCGUUGGACUCUUUAGUUGCGUUCCCCACUGUUUUGUUUUCUUUGUGCUGAUCCAUGGACUUUAAAAAAUAAUAAUAAUAAUAA
Molecule: messenger RNA, 1372 nt
Organism: Lacerta agilis (Sand lizard)
Lineage: Eukaryota; Metazoa; Chordata; Lepidosauria; Squamata; Lacertidae
Gene: NSFL1C
Product: NSFL1 cofactor
Exons: 9
Coding region: 40-1176 (378 amino acids)
Biological process (GO): nuclear membrane reassembly; autophagosome assembly; Golgi organization
Cellular component (GO): cytosol; nucleus
Molecular function (GO): ubiquitin binding
Source: RefSeq, a predicted model, not a curated record